UCCCUGCGUGCGCCGUUCAUAAUCGGACCGCCUCGCCCAGGCCCCCUUACCCAUACUUGCCCGUUAUCUGCUCUCCGCGCAUUCCGCUCGUUAACAAGUCACCAUGGCAGCCGCCGUGCUCCCAACAACACUCUCGGUCGUCAAUCCUUUCCGCGCAUCCUCCCGCAACGGAGAGUCAUCCACCUCAACCGCAGGCUCGGCGCGCACCGACGCCUCCAAGCCGUCCUCCCCCGAGCCGCACCACAAGGGCUUCCAGCGCAUACGCUCGUCGCUCGAACAGAGCAUCCGUACAGCAACGCGCUCGCGUAAGGUUACACACACCGCACACCUCGAAGCCGAUGAAUUCGCGACCAUCACGCCGAAGUCGCACAAGGGUAAGGAGAAGGCGACCGACGAGCCAAAGGAGAGGUCCCACAUGCUCAGGCGGCUGGGGUCCAAAGUAACUGUUCGCCGAUCAGGCAGGGACUCUACGUCGCCUGCGCGUCCGCCGCUGCCGAAGGAGGAGAAGCCUCCCAAGGAGAAACCACCGAAGGAGCCUCGGGAGUCGAGGAAGCUGACGAAAGGCCGUCAUGCGAGCAACAGCGUCAGCUUCACCCCGUCGCUGCGCCAGGCCUCUAUCUCCUCACCUGCAUUACACCUGUCAUCGCAGGCCCUUCCCUCGCCGAACUCCAAGUCGGCUAUUCCUGCGUCAUCUUCUUCUGGGAGCGAUGCCUUGGUGUCGCCCACCAGAGAGCGCAAGCGCCCUGCGCACUUACCUCUCCAGCGCGACGUGUCUUUCGCGCCGCCAGCCACGCCAACCAAGCGUGAGACGCGCAGGUCGUCGGGCUCCUACCUCCAGCCGACUGAGUCCUCCAGCCGGCACCGCACCACUCGAUCACAGCCCGUCAAUCUCCCUAACUCCCCAUCCACACCCUCCCUCCUUUACCCACGUAACGCGACUCCGAAUAACGAGACGCAUCUGCGCCAGGAGACGCCUUCUCCGCCGCCCACGCCCACUCCCGCAUCGGGGUCCCGUGGUCACAUACGUAGCAACUCGCGCGCGGCGCAGAGCUCGGGGAACCUGCCGCUGCGCGAUCGCUCAGAGUCGCCGAUUACACCGCGCAAUGGGAGCCCCAUCCGCGCACGAUCGCCGUCGACGUCGCAAGCAAGGACGCGCGUGGUGCCGCGAGGCUUGACGUCUAGCUCGGCGUCGCAGCUACCGUUGUCGCCUCCUAGCCCGUUGCCUCAGCCGCGGCGUGGGUCGAUCGACUCGCAGCGGCGGCCGUCGAUAGACGCGUCGAGACGUGUUUCUGGAGAAGCACCUCGUCGGGCGUCCCUCGACACUCAGCGACGUCCGUCAAUAGGCGGCAGCCCCAUCCCCAUGCGCGGCGACUCACCAAUGGGCAUGCGACCGACGAUGUCGCCAAACCGCCGGUCCGUAUCGCAAACACGCCAUAUGAACGCUUCUACGUCUUCGCUGGUCAACCCACCCAAUCCUGAGCAGAGAGAAGCGAUCCGCACCGCAACCGUGAUGCUCUGCAAGGAGGUUGGCAAGCCUCCUGUGCAUGGUCGGAGUGACCAGGCUAUCCGCGACUGGGAGGAGGUCGAGCUUCGCACGCGGGCUCUGAUAAGACUCGAGCGGGUGUGGUCGAAAAGCCCUAGCACCACGAACGUGAACGGCGCGUCGGCGCUGAGCCCCAGUGGCCUGAGCGCUGGCGGAGAGGAGAGGGAGCGGAGGCUAUUCUGCGAGUGCCUGCGAGAUGGCUACGUUCUAUGCCACCUCAUUAACCGCUUGCGCCAGGCUUCGGUCGUCAAGCCUGACCCGCGCGAGGAUGGCUUCGUCCGAACCUCCAACGUGACCAAGUUCCUCGCUGCGUGCUCGUCCUGGGGCCUCCCGCCCGAGGACCUUUUCCUGCGCGAUGACCUGAUCGAGGCGACCGGCGAGUCGCUCGCGCGUGUCGCGCACACGAUCGUCGCGCUCAUAAAGUUCGCGGAGAACCCCGCGACGGCCCGGUCGAAGCUGCUCACGGGGAAGCGCCCCUCUCUGAAUGUGUCCACCAGCACGGCCACGAACAGCCCGUACGCGAACGGCACCGUGCGCGGCGCGGCGGCCUCGAGCCCGAAUCUGACGACGCCGAGCUCGCCGGUGAAGAAGCGCUACAGCCCGCCCGCGGGCCUGCCGACGCUGCGCUCGAUCAGCCCCAGCAGCUCGGGGCACUCCCAUAACGCGAUGGACGAGGCCCCUGACGAGCGCGCACGGGAGCUGAAGCGGGAGCAUAACGUUGACAACGUCGAUCGACUGGUGGCUCCUGCACCGCCCCCUCGAUCUCCUCUGCGCUCGCGGUCUCAGAAGCGUGACGACGCGGGCGUGUACAACUGGGCGGUGAACGCGAUGUCGCCUGCUCGGUCCUCGGUCGCGGACAGCGCGCGCGCGACGAUUGGCGAUGGGGCGUCGGUGAGGGACUCGGUGGCGCCGGAUGUGAGUGUCAGACAGUCGAUGGCGUCGACGGCGCAGUCGGAGACGACGGUGACGACUGCAGCGUCGAGCUUGCUGGAGGCGGGGCGGACGAAUAGCGGAGGGGGCCGUUUUGGGACGAUCAGGACCAUCACGACGGAGGCGACGAGCGAGUCGCCGUCGCUGACGCGCGCGGAGGGCGGGAAUGUCGCGGAGGAUAUGCGCAAGCGGGAUACAAAUGGGCGCGAGCGCGUGCUGAGCGGCUCGCCUGUUGUGGAUCUCUCGCGGGUGGAGGAGGUGGACGAGUUCGGGUCGGCAAGGAACUUGCAGAAAGGCCAGGCGCGCGAGGACCCUGACAAGCCACCUCUGCGGCUGGGCAAGGGCAAGUGGCCGGACGACUUCAUCGACGCCAUUGGUCAGCAACGUACUGGGAUCAGGUCGCCGCCACCGGACUCGGACCCACCGCCGUCGCCUCUGUCCAGCUCACCUGGCGGUCCGCGCAAACUCGCCAUUGUAGGUGCGUCGCGGAGGAAUGACAGCGUCGACUCCCUCCAGCCCUUCCCUCGCCGCCCCUCCCAUCGCUCUCGUCAUUCGAUCGACACAGCCGGGCCCACUGCGCUACUGCCGAAGGAGGCCGUGCUUCGGCGGGACAUUAGUCCCGACCCAAUGUCGAGCAAGCUUAUGCUCCGGCGGAAUAGCUCGAAGCAGGGUCAACGUCCUGUUGGCCUCGUACCGCGGCUAGACGAACCGCGCAGUCCUGGCGCUGACGGGCCCGUACCCUUCCCUCGCACACCGUCCGGCGAGCACAAGGUUCUCCCGCUGGGCGAGAGCGAUGCUGGUCCCUCGUCGGUGCCCGAUCGCCCUCGCCCUCUUCGCGGGCGAUUCCAAAGCGACAUCGAGAGCACCGCGGUGCGCCAGCGCCCGCGACCGAGUUCGUACGACGAGCUGGGAGCCAAGCCCUCGCGGUCGCGGUUCGAGAGCAUGGUCAACCUCGGCGUGUCGAAGGACGCGAGCGCGAGCGAUCUGAUGACGCGGGAGUCUGUGUACUCGGCCGGGAGCGCGGUCAGGAAGACGUUGGUCAUCAAGGACGACGGGAAGCUGCCGACCCAUUUCCAAUUGGGCAACUGCAUUGGGCGCGGACAGUUCGGGUCGGUGUAUCGCGCGCUGAACUUGAAUACGGGGCAGAUGGUCGCGGUGAAGCGGAUUCGGCUGGAGGGUCUGAAGGAGGAUGAGAUCUCGACGCUGAUGAGGGAGGUGGACCUGGUGAAGAGCUUGUCGCAUCCUAGUAUCGUGAAGUACGAGGGGAUGGCGAGGGACGAUGAUUCGCUGAGCAUCGUUCUUGAGUAUGCCGAGAAUGGCUCCCUCGUCCACACGCUGAAGGCCUUUGGCAAGCUGAACGAGCGCCUUGUCGCCAACUACGUCGUCAAGAUCCUCGAAGGCCUGCACUACCUCCACCAGAACGACGUCGUCCACUGCGAUCUGAAGGCUGCCAACAUCCUGACGACCAAGACUGGCAAUGUCAAGCUGUCGGACUUCGGUGUUUCUCUCAACCUGCGAGCAAUGGAGCGCGAGAUCAAGGAUGUCGCCGGUACUCCGAACUGGAUGGCGCCUGAGGUCAUCGAGCUGAAGGGCGCGUCUACCAAGUCGGACAUCUGGUCCUUGGCGUGCACGGUCAUCGAGCUUCUCACGGGCAAACCACCUUACUCGGACGUCGGGAAUAGCAUGUCUGUGAUGUUCCGUAUCGUCGAAGACAAGAUGCCGCCGCUGCCGGAGAGCUGCUCUAACCUCCUAGAAGACUUCCUGAAACAGUGCUUCAAUAAGGAGCCUACCUUGCGUCCUAGUGCAGACAUCCUUUUCGAGCACCCUUGGCUGAAACAGAACUGGGGCGCUCAUAAGGAAUUGCGUCCGCAGGACAGUAUUCCCUUCCUUCGCCGCGUCAGCACAGACCUUCAGAAGUCGGAGGCAGUGCGGCUGCUCUCCCAAGUCGAGAUGCCGGACAGGUCAUCGGACAAGUCCAUCAAGACGGAGGAGCCCGUUAGCGGCUCGCCGCCUCGCCGUCGGAUGUCCAGCCAGUCCGUGCGGCCGACCGAAAGCAAGUCUCCUCGCGAACACUCCUUCGUUAAAACCACAUUCAGUAAACCCAUGGUCUGCCGCGUGUGCUUGCUCAAUGUCAAGAAGAGCGCCGUGCUCUGCUCCGAAUGCAGCCUCAUCGCACACGCGAAAUGCGCCAAGGACGCGCCGCCUACCUGUGACCUGCGCGCGCAGCUUCUAAUGUAUGCUCAGUAUGCGGAGAAGGGCAACCCGAGCAGCGUGUACCAGAACCCCGUCGACAUCAUCGGCGAGCACCCGGGCAGUCCGAUGUCGGACGUCGCGUUCGUCGCGCGGUCGCCACGCAGCAGCUUGGACACGCCGAACGCGCACACGCCCGCCUCGCCGCCACCCGAUAAAGAUCUUCUGCACCCUCCGACGGCGUUCAAGUUCGUGCAUGCGUUCAAGCACAAGGAUAAGGGCAAGUCGGCCCUGUCGCAGCCCGAGUCCGGCCAGUCCUCAUCGUCGAAUGUGCGCACGAAGAGUCAUUCGAAUCUGCACAAGGACAAGGACAAGGACGCGCAUGAGCGCGAGCGGCCUUUGUCCUUGAAGAGCACGAGCACGCAGGCGACGUACAGCAUGCGAAGCACGGGCGACACGGUGUCCAGCAAUGGGCGGUCCAUCCAUCCCGUACCCGAGAACGCGGUCGGCACCUUCGGGAGUCACCAAUCCACGCCUUCGGGCGUCGAGUCGGACGGCGCCGACGCGAUCCCCGGCUCCCUUCCCUCAGGCGAGCGACCCCGACAUAAACGACGCGGGGAAUCGAAAUCGUCUGGCCAGUGCAAUAUCCAAUAAUAGCCGCUGGCUUUCCCCUCCCCACUUAUCUAUUCGUAGUUUACUAUUCCUCCCCCUUUCCUUUGUUUAGUUAUCGGCUCGGCUGUCUGUCUCCCUGUCUGUCUAGUCUGCCUUUACUUCACCACCUCUUGGACGUCCCCGCAAUGUACAAUACCUGUUAUCCCCCACAGCAUACACCAUAUUCCCCCAGCUAU
Schizophyllum commune H4-8 is the source of this 5511-nucleotide messenger RNA. RefSeq lists its product as uncharacterized. The record is from RefSeq and is a predicted model, not a curated record. Gene Ontology annotation, biological process: protein phosphorylation. Bases 104 to 5317 code for a protein of 1737 amino acids. Gene Ontology annotation, molecular function: protein binding; ATP binding; protein kinase activity. NCBI's taxonomy places the organism in Eukaryota, Fungi, Basidiomycota, Agaricomycetes, Agaricales, Schizophyllaceae. The transcript has 7 exons.